CGCGCGAAUUUCUAUGUAAUUCAUGCGAGGAUGCUGGCGACUACCACUUGUUGACAUCUACGACCGCUAUGCAGCUUGGUUUGGAUGUCUUUUGGGUCCUUGUGGUCGUCACGGCGAGCGGGGUUAGUGCUCAGGCGACUGUUACUUCGACGCAGGCUGUCUCGUUGCCGACUGCGCGACCCUCCGAUGCGUUUAACGUCCCUGCCGAUUUUCCCAGCGUGGGUUUCGAGCUCGCGUUCUUGCCGGGGUAUAACAACAAUUUCUCGGAUAACCUUGUGGCUUCUCUUGCGCAGCGUAUGGGUGUGAAGCCUGUGCUGCGGAUUGGUGGGACAAGUGGCGACAUCAUCAAAUACAACCCGAACCAAACGGAAGCUACGCAUUGCGUCAAGGAACCCUGCAAUUCUGCUGCCGAGUUCAUUCUGGGACUGAGCUACUUCAAUGCGCUGAAGCAGCGCUUCAAGACCGCGAAGGCUUCCAUUCAAGCUCCUUUCGAUCCCAUUCAUGGAACCACGCCGCCAAACCGGACGAAUGUAAUCGCAUACGUGCAGAAUGCCUAUAACGCUCUCGGGGCCGACCGCGUCGACGCCAUCGCCCUUGGAAACGAGGUAAACUGGUACGAGCCUGAUGCCGCAAGUUACGUAAAGGAUGCGCAAGCCGCCAAAGACACCAUCAACUCCGUUUUGAGCAUCGGCGACAGCCCGAUCUGGGAGGUCCUAGACACGGCAUCCGAAGGCAUCAAAGGCGAAAAUCCUGCUCCCUAUACCGUGAAAGACGCAUUCGACGCCGGCGUCAACACGGACCAGAAAGUCGAGUAUGUCGCGGAGCACUACUACCAGUUCGACGGCAAGACACCGGGGAUCCAGAAAUAUUUGCUCAACCAUACAGACUUGAAGGUCAAGAUGGGGAAGUACAAGCCAAGUAUUGAUUACACGACCAAUACGGCGAAGGCGAGGUUCAUCCUGAGCGAGACGGGGGGGCCGCUAGGAGUGAGCGAUGAUCGGCAGACGUGGUUUGCAAAUACGCUGUGGGCGGUUAAUUUUCAGAUGUAUGCGAUGAGUAUGGGGGUUAGUAGAGUCAGUCUGGUGCAGAGACCGGAGGCGAAGCGGAGUCUGUGGAUUCCGAGUGCCGGCCUGUUGGUGCCGGGACCUAGAGUGCAGGCACCAUACUACGCUCUACCGUUCAUGGCCGACUUUCUGGGAAAGAGCGUCAGCGGAGAGCGUGGGGUUGUUAACAUCGACCUGAACAGCCCGGUUCUCAGCGCGUACACCAUGUUUGAGGGACCGACGCUAGCUCGCAUUGCCGUCGUCAACCUGCGUGAGUACGAUGGUACAGGGAACCGCAGCGCUGUGAAGGUUCGCCUCAACAACCUGGGUACUGUCAGCGGGAACAAGGUUCAGGUGGGGCGCUUGCAUGCGGAUGCUGGAACUGCGGCCGGCGGAUGGGAUAUGAAUCAAAAGAACAUCACCUGGGGCGGCCAGCAGUGGAGCUAUGAGGCAGACCAAGGGAAGGGGCAUGGUGUGGCGACGAAAAAGAAUAUCCAGGUGACGGAUGGGUCGGCGGAGGUGGUGCUCCCGGAUAGUGAGGCUAUGAUUAUGUAUUUGAAGUAGAGGGAGAGGCUUUACAUCUGCAU
Trematosphaeria pertusa is the source of this 1630-nucleotide messenger RNA. Its product is annotated as glycoside hydrolase family 79 protein. Lineage: Eukaryota; Fungi; Ascomycota; Dothideomycetes; Pleosporales; Trematosphaeriaceae. The transcript is spliced from 2 exons. Bases 69 to 1607 code for a protein of 512 amino acids. The record is from RefSeq and is a predicted model, not a curated record.